AUGUGUCGAAAUUUUUCUGAAGUGACAGGGGAUAUGAUAUGUCCGAAUAUGGUGAGAGGAAUCGACCAUUUGAGAGAUCCUCGUUUAAAUAAGGGUCUAGCAUUUACGUUAGAAGAGAGACAAACAUUAGGGAUUCAAGGUCUGUUAGCUGCCGAGUAUAAAACUCAAGAAGAACAGUUAAAUAUAUGCCAGAUUUCGUUGGAUCGGUACAAAGAUAGUCUAAACAAAUUUAUAUAUUUGAUGGAGCUGCAGGAUAUGAAUGAAAAGUUAUUCUUCAGCUUACUGUCCCGGAAUGUUGAAAAAUAUUUACCUAUAGUUUACACUCCCACUGUGGGGUUGGCAUGUCAAAGGUUUGGUCUUAUUUAUAGGAAACCACGAGGUCUCUUUGUCACCAUAUACGACAAAGGCCAUGUAUUAAAUAUUCUCAAUAAUUGGCCUGAACAUAAUGUCAGAGCGAUAGUUUUUACGGAUGGUGAACGAAUACUGGGCUUAGGAGAUCUAGGGGCCUAUGGCAUGGGUAUACCUGUUGGAAAACUGGCUCUAUAUACAGUCUUAGCUGGUAUAAAACCACAUCAAUGUUUACCUAUUACCUUGGAUGUCGGGACUGACAAUAAGGACCUUUUAGAAGAUCCUCUCUACAUAGGCCUUCGACAAAAAAGAGUUCGUGGCAAAGAAUACGACGACUUUAUUGAUGAAUUCAUGAAGGCUGCUAUUGAGAGAUUUGGGCCAAAUACCUUACUACAGUUUGAAGAUUUUGCCUUAGUGAAUGCAACUCGACUUUUGGAAAAGUAUCGCAAUGAAUACUGUACAUUUAAUGACGAUAUUCAGGGUACCGCAAGUGUUGCGGUCGCUGGACUUUUCGCUGCCAGCAGAAUCACUAAAAGGAAAAUAAACGAGAAUAUUUAUAUGUUUCUCGGUGCUGGAUCGGCGGCAACCGGCAUAGCCAAUUUAAUAGUAGCGGCUAUGGUGGAAGAAGGUACGAAAGCGGUCGAUGCUCGAAAAUUAAUCUAUAUGUUCGAUGUCGAUGGUUUAUUGACGAACUCUCGGCAAAACGGUAUCCCCGAUCACGCCAAACACUUUGGCAAGGAUAUGGAACCGGAGAAAAAUUUCGAAAAAUGCGUCACCACUAUUAAACCGACAUGUCUCAUUGGUUGUUCGACUGUCGGUGGCGCCUUUAACGAAAACAUUCUGAAGCAAAUGGCUAGAAAUACGGAGAGACCGGUAAUAUUCGCUCUCUCAAAUCCGACUAGCAAAGCGGAGUGUACCGCGCAAGCUGCCUAUGAUUAUACGGAGGGUAGAUGUGUGUUCGCGUCCGGUUCGCCAUUUCCACCGGUUAAGUACAAGGAUAAAGAGUACCGAACCGGUCAAGGAAAUAACUCUUACAUAUUUCCCGGUGUCGCUCUCGGUGUCAUUGUGUCGCGCUCUCGCCAUAUCCCGGAGAGUAUGUUCUUGACAGCGGCCCGGACGUUGGCAAACUUCGUAAGCGAAGAAGACUUGGCGCUCGGCCGAAUAUAUCCUCCACUCGGCGACGUCAAGAACGUAUCGCUUAAUAUAGCGGUCGAAGUCGCCAAGCAGGCGUACUCGAAAGAAUUAGCAACUGCGUUUCCAAAGCCUUGCGAUUUCAAAUCAUAUAUUCAAGAACACACAUAUAAUUUGCAAUACGACUCCUAUAUACCGAAAUUCUUCAAAUAUCCUAAAUCACCUAAUGUUAAAGUAAAACCAGUGCGAGAAGCAUAUAAAGGGUAAAUACUACAAUACAUUACUAAUAUCUCACUGAUGACAAAAAAAGAUUCUUCCUACUACCUAAUAUUAUAAGUGCGAAAGUUUGUGAGAGUGGAUGACUU
Messenger RNA from Melitaea cinxia (Glanville fritillary), 1844 nucleotides. RefSeq names its product NADP-dependent malic enzyme-like. The transcript has 11 exons. Bases 1 to 1746 code for a protein of 581 amino acids. The record is from RefSeq and is a predicted model, not a curated record. Gene Ontology annotation, molecular function: malate dehydrogenase (decarboxylating) (NADP+) activity; malate dehydrogenase (decarboxylating) (NAD+) activity; NAD binding. Lineage: Eukaryota; Metazoa; Arthropoda; Insecta; Lepidoptera; Nymphalidae. Gene Ontology annotation, biological process: malate metabolic process; pyruvate metabolic process. Gene Ontology annotation, cellular component: mitochondrion.